AUGGAGUACGACGCGGAGGACCAUCAUUGGCACCUCAAGCCGACCCCGACUCCGGCAUCGUUCGAGGAGGCCUUGGGAUUUGAGCAAUCGGCUUUCGGUAGUCACGGCCGCCGCCUCGAUGGCCCUUCGAAGGUCUGGAUACCGGUCGCCGUCGUCUACACCUUCAUCAUAGGUUUGGGCUUGAUGACGCUCUUUUUCCAGCGCCUCACUCAUACUGCUCGCAUUCGCGGUCACUGGCUGGGUAACUCGUCAGUGGUUGCAUUGCAUGCCUACCUCACCAUGAUCCUCAUAGCCUAUCCGAUCAGGUUCUGGUAUGUAUGCGCGGCCGAAUUCUGGGUCAUGGCCCUCGUCUUCCCGGUCGGUCUCGGCCUCUAUCAAAUUUCGAAUUCCCGCCUCAUCUUCCACUACCAGACCCAGCAAGAACUUCUAGUCACGCCGAAGCGCAACAAGAAGAUUAGGGCUCCUAUCUGGUACCUGCACCCAUGUGCGUUCCUGAGACACCACAAAAACAUGGACUUUGUGACCAAAACGCGCGUUUUCGUUUUCGGCACCUGGGUUUUCACCGUCUUCGCUUGUACUUUCAUGUACAUUGGAUCCAUCAAUUUCCACGAGGGUCAUGGUUUCUUUGGAGAAUGGUCGGGAAAAGCCAAUUGCCACCGCGGGCCGCACGGCGAAUGGGUACCGACGGCAAUCUCACAACUCCUCAUUUGCUGGGUUUGGGGUCCAUACACGCUCUGGUACGCCAGAAAUAUUCGAGACUCCCACUACUGGUCUAUGCAGACGAAGAUAAACCUCAUCGCCGGGAUGCCUGGUACUCCACUUUGGAUGGCGUUCUUGUAUUCGAACAACCCGACCGUCAUCGCCAUCAACCGGUGGUUUCCUCAUUCCGGAUGGUUCAUCCCUGGGAUCAUGACGAUCCAGAUAGGCUCCAUAGUCUUUCCCCUCCUUGAUAUUUGCCGGACUCCGAUUCCCAUAUACACGGCGGCUGCGGAGGGUGAGCAUGAACUCAACAACUUCAACUCUUCUUCCAAUGCUCUCAACCGGAAAUUCAACAAAGCCUUGACUUCCAUGGCGGCGUUCGAGAGCGCAUUGGAGAAAAACGUUCAACCGCUGCUAGCUUGGGCGGCCAAUCGUAACUUCACGGCAGCCGACAUCAACUUUCUCGUCUUUGUACGAAACUGGAAGAACAACUGGGGUGGUCCGGGCAGACGCAACCGAGCGCUUACUCCGAGUCAGGCUUGUCGCCGUUUCGAGGAUGCCGCGGUCAUCUUCUUCACUUUCAUCAACCCUACAACGUCCAAGGUAACGGUCAACAUCGGUGACGCUACUUACAAGACUAUUUCCAAGUACUUUGUUGAUGUGUUGCCGCAUAACCUCCCUGGAGAUGAUAACAGCCUCUUCUCUGUUCAACAGCAAGUGGCGCCUUGGGAGAAGGACGAACACACGUCGCAGAACCCGGGAGUGGACGGGUUUGACCGAGCCAGGCUGCAGUAUAUCGGCAGCGAUGAGGAUCACGACGAUUACGAUGCCAUUCCGAAGGGUUUCAGUCUGUCCGUGUUCGAUGACGCUUACAACGUCAUCAAGGACGACAUUUUCUACAACACCUGGCUUCGCUAUGUCAAUGAGUUGGACCCGAACAGCGACGCGAUGGGUUCGAGCAAGGACGACGGCUUGACGGCGAGCCCGUUGUCGGAGCUUCCGAAGGCGCACACGCGUGCAGCUCGUUCCCCUGCGAUCUAA
Molecule: messenger RNA, 1740 nt
Organism: Diplodia corticola
Lineage: Eukaryota; Fungi; Ascomycota; Dothideomycetes; Botryosphaeriales; Botryosphaeriaceae
Exons: 7
Coding region: 1-1740 (579 amino acids)
Source: RefSeq, a predicted model, not a curated record